Molecule: messenger RNA, 408 nt
Organism: Emiliania huxleyi CCMP1516
Lineage: Eukaryota; Haptophyta; Isochrysidales; Noelaerhabdaceae
Exons: 3
Coding region: 1-408 (135 amino acids)
Source: RefSeq, a predicted model, not a curated record
AUGUUCUAUCGCCCGGGUGUCGGGCUGUCUGCAUACAGACGUCUCGUCGCCGUGUCCGACGCAUGGCUGGUCCGACGUGUGGAGGAGUUUGACCUCAGCCAGGCCGUCGGUGUCGGCGGGCUGACGGCGGCCGCCGGAAUCGCGAUUCGCUCUGCCAGCUGCCAGCAGCCUCGUGUCGCCGCCCUCGACACGUGCUCAUGCAAACAAUGCGAGAACUUGGUUGCGCCGCUUAGUGGCGGCGCUGCUUUAGAGGAAGCGGCAGCGUGCGAAGCAAAGCAGAUGGAGAAUGCGCGGCAUGCCAAGGAGCCGCUGCUGGCGGAGGGCAAGAAGGGCAAGAAGAAGAAGAAGAAUGUUGGCGUGGGCGAUACGGGCGCCGCUAGGCUCAACGAGGAGGUGCUGUGCAGUUAG